AUGGCUUCGCCACCUAAGCCCUGGGAACGAGCUGGAGCCUCAGUGCCUUCACUUACCAUCCCUCCUUCAUCAGCCUCAUCAUCAGCGCCUCUGUCGCCGGCAUCAUCUGUUGCAUCCAUGGACGCACCUCCGAUACCAGAGCGCCCGGCGUCGUUUGCCGCGGCCAUGACCCAGAACGCCGCCACCCCUACGCCCGGUGUCAUGGGCGGCAUGGCUGCCUCUCCCUACGGCGCCUACAACAACGCAUACUCGUCGCCCUACUCAAGUCCCUACUCGCGCAUGGGAGGCGGCUAUGGAGGAUAUGGCGGCAUGUAUGGCGGCGGAUACGGAAUGGGCAUGGGAGGCAUGUACGGCGGCGGCAUGUAUGGCGGUGCCAUGGGCGAUCCCAACAGCUUGGCCGGCCGCUUCAGCAAUGGCACCCAGGCGACCUUUCAGAUGCUUGAGGGCGUCGUCACUGCCUUUGGUGGAUUUGCACAGAUGCUCGAGAGCACAUACAUGGCCACGCACUCUAGCUUCUUUGCUAUGAUCUCCGUCGCCGAACAGUUCGGCAACCUGCGCGAUACCCUAGGAUCUCUGCUCGGAAUCUUCACCCUCAUCCGUUGGAUCCGUAGUCUACUGGCCAAGCUCACUGGCCGCCCCCUCCCUGCUGAUGUCGCAGCCCUCAACGCCUCAGACUUUGCUCGAUUUGAAGGCCGAUCUGGCGCUGCUGGAUCCCAGCCCCCCAAGGCCAGCCGCAAGCCUCUCAUCUUCUUCCUCCUCGCUGCCUUCGGUAUCCCCUACCUCAUGUCCAAGGUGAUCAAGAACAUUGCCGCCUCCGCCGAGGAGGAAGAGAAGCGUCUUCAGCAGCAGGCCCUCGAGGCCCAGCAGCCCGUCGAUCCCGCCAAGCUGGAGUUUUGCCGUCUCCGAUUCGACUUUGCCCCCCAGCAGCCCAACGGCAUGGAACUGGAGGGACGCAAGGGAGAUCUCGUCGCCGUCUUGAGCAAGAACGACCCUGCUGGUCAGCCCAGCGAGUGGUGGCACUGCCGCAGCCGUGAUGGCCGCCAGGGAUACCUGCCCUCAACCUAUCUCGAGAUUUUGAAGAAGUCUGCUGAGCCCAAGAAGCUCAAGGCCGCUCCUGAUAGCAGAACCAACUCAUUGACCAGCUCAUCAACAAGCGAAGAGGGCAAGAAAGAGUAUGCCACCGCCGAUGGCAUGCAGAGGAGUCACUUCUACUCUUAA
Trichoderma gamsii is the source of this 1218-nucleotide messenger RNA. RefSeq lists its product as hypothetical. The transcript is spliced from 3 exons. Gene Ontology annotation, biological process: protein import into peroxisome matrix, docking. Gene Ontology annotation, molecular function: protein binding. The record is from RefSeq and is a predicted model, not a curated record. Gene Ontology annotation, cellular component: peroxisomal importomer complex; peroxisome; peroxisomal membrane. Bases 1 to 1218 code for a protein of 405 amino acids. Lineage: Eukaryota; Fungi; Ascomycota; Sordariomycetes; Hypocreales; Hypocreaceae.